UUGUCUCUAUAGCGCCACGGUCUAUCAAGACGUGAUGAAGGCCCUAAAUCAAAUUUGAAAUCGAAAUUGAAAUCGUGUUGAAAUCAUUGAAUUGGCUAGGUUGGAAAGGAAUUGGGAUCUUGAAUGGGGUACACUGGACUCUGGAGCGCUCGAAACACCUAAGUAGUACUUAGGUGUUUGGUGAAGUGGAAAUGGUGAAGAAAUUACUGGUAAAGCCACAUCAUAAUGUCAUUCAAGAUAACGACCCUGAGGCCUUGCAAGAUGUUAUGGGAACCAGUAAUUAUGAAAUAGCUAAUUCUAACCAUUCCUAUGAUCAGUGUGUCAGAGAUGCGGCUAUCAGUGGGCGAGAAACCCGUAUAGAAGACCUGGAUGACGUUCAAAAUGUUGAGACACUGCCGGAGGACGUGUUCACUCCAGAUGUUGUCUUGACCGAGCAAGAGGUGGAGGUCGCCGCUUAUGCCACGCUGGGCGCAGACAGUCGCUCGCGCACCGUGCCUGCUGUGGUGCUGGAAGCCAACAUGUGUCCGGUGGGCUGCGGCGCAUCGAUCAAAUCCGAGAAUCAUCUCCGGGAACAUCUGGAGAAGGUGCACUCGACGCCAAUCGGAAAACAGCUCAAACUUUUCCCCAAUAUGGGAAAGUUCCUGGCGUGGAAGGAGGCCCGCGAGCGAGAGUCGUCUCGCCGUUACGUCGUGCGAGAGAAGAGACAGGGCUGGCGCCGGUUCGCCUGCUCCAGGUCGGGUCAGCCGUCGGGCACGGACCGGCCGCAGCGCUGGAAGAGGACGGGCAACUUUUGUCCGGCGUUCAUCCGCAGUUCGACGCGCCGCGACGGCUCCGUGAAGGUGCGCUUCUGGCUGUUCCACACGUGCAAACAGCCGGACAACACCCCGCUGCCCUCUGAACGGGAGCUGGCCAAAGCCAAUGAGCAGCUAGAGCUGCUGGAGCGGGCCAUUGUCGGCAUUCCAACCCGGCGGCGGGGGCGGAAACCAGCGAACGGGGACGCGAGGCUCGGCUCUGUGCACGAACCACCGGGGCAGGAGGCGGAGACGGCGGAGGCGGCAAGGGAGGAGGACGAUCCACGGACCGCUCCUGCUGCGGCCGCACCCUCCAGCGCACUACCAACCGGCCCACAGCGUCGGCCGGUGGACGAACCGCAGCGUACCGGUACCUCCCCGAGCCAACAAAAAGCCAGCGGGCUGUCCACUGCACCACGGGCCGGCGCCGGGGACGCUCCCGACCCCUCUGUAAAGCACCGUGUGCGCACCAACCUGCUGAGACUGCACUCGAAGCUAGAGCGGGCCUCGGCGGAGGAGGCGCGGCAGAUGCUGGCGGACACGGAGGAGCUACUGGAGCGGUAUACCAGGCUGAGGCAGCGCGGCACCAAAGGGAGACCGCUCGGUCGGCGGGUGCCGGCAGGCGCUGAGGAUCCACCAGACUCCAGCCGCCCCGCUCCCGGCACCGCUGCCACCGGUACACGCGGUGCCCGGACCGGACGAGGUCGAGGGAGAGGUCGAGGUCGAGGUCGAGUCACGGUGGCCCGGAGAGCCGGUCAGUGGGUCGGUGACGGGGACGGGACGUUGGGCCUGGUCGAACACGGGGAGAGUGGUGGGAGUAGCGGGUUGGAGGGAGCAGAGGGCUUGGAGGGUAGAGUGGAAGGAACAGAGGGAGAAGCGGCUGUGACAGAGGAAGGGCAGAUGGAUACCGGAGGAGAAGUGGUUGGGAUGGAAGAGGAACUAGUGGGGACCGAGGAACUGACGGACCAAGAGCCGAUGGAAGGAGAGAUAAUCCAACUGGACGAGGAAGACGUGCUCAGGUUUAGGUUAGGUGAUGACGGUGUUCUGAGGAUUGGCGAGGACGGCGUACUGAGUUUAGGAGAGGACAGUAUUCUAAGGAUAGAUGACGAUGGUGUGCUGAGGAUAGGUAGUAAGGACGGCACCCUCUCAGGAGAAGCGCUCCAGUUGGGCGCGCAGGAGGUGCUUCAGGUGGACUACUCUGACAACUAGCCCCUCAGGAGAGUCGAAUCCAGCGACCGGUAAUAGUGCCACUAACGACUGUGUGUGUGCUUUGUUCUGUGUACGCGGGCUAACUGAAUCAGGAGCACCGCUGUUGAUCCGCGCUACAUUCAGCAGGAUGUAUUUGGCCUUAGUGACAGCGGCGGCGUAGUAUUCGGUGGUCAGUGGUCAGUGGAAGGCGAACUUUUUGUGACGUUGUUUUCUUAUCUACCCAGGCGUAUUUUUGUAAAUGUUGUUCCUAGCAUCAUGGAUUGUUAGUGCCAGGUUUUUGUUUGCAGGUAUUAUUUAUUUUCGACGACCAUUAUUGUCACACAAUCAUUCAACUUUGUUAUAUAACCGAUCAACGUAUCAGGAACUCACAGUCUGCAAACGUUAACCGCAAUACACAUGAACUGUGA
Messenger RNA from Amphibalanus amphitrite, 2407 nucleotides. RefSeq lists its product as uncharacterized. Bases 192 to 2000 code for a protein of 602 amino acids. The record is from RefSeq and is a predicted model, not a curated record. Lineage: Eukaryota; Metazoa; Arthropoda; Thecostraca; Balanomorpha; Balanidae. The transcript has 10 exons.